AUCAGAUCUCUCUACCUAAUACUCUGUCAACAACCCAAAUCGGCAUAAAAUCGGGCUCUGGGCGAACGAGACCGGAUGAAAACCUUAAUCGGGCCCAUUCAAUGACCGUGAUGUAUUAUUCACAUGAACCAACCAACAAACAACCCGAUGUGUCAUAGAAUCCUAACACGCAAGGACUGGUUGUUUCUGCUCUGAACAAUUCUCCCAAAAUGAAAGCAAAUGGUUCAUUUCGAGGUCGUUCAUCUGCUGACAGGGAACGGCACAGUAUGACACAUCUGGUAGCAUGCAUGCGGGUGCAGAAAUUGGACUCCCACUGGGGCCAAGCCAAAUCUCACGGCCUGGCGAGCUCUUGCAGAAUUGAAUGAUGUAGCUUGUUGACAAUCAUGUUCCUUCUCUGUCUUCAAUGGCCAACGUGUAUGGCAAGACCCGGCAGGGUCAUUCUUGUCUUAAUGGGGAAGGCGCGAUCGAGGCACCCCCAGUCCAAACAAAUACAAUAUCGACCAGGAUAGACUCCGUCCUCGACAGACCACAUCUUCAUCUGCCAUAACAACAGACACAUCAUGUUUCUCCACUGUCCUCCAUGGCGAAAGCCACGACCUGCAUCCCCUUCGGACGUGGCUCGGUCAUACCAGGUCAGCCAGGUCUGUGAUGUAGAGGCGCAGCGGCACUGGACUCGAGAAGCACAUCCUGCACAAGAACAUCCACAGUCUCCACACUCGAAAUACCACCCUGAGGGCAUAUCGCGCAUCAUUCGGCGUCGAUUCUCUCGCGAGUCCAGAGCAUCUAGCGCUCACCAUGAGCCAAGCAAGUUUAUGUUCCCAUUCCCUCGCAAGUCGUCAAGAUCCGCUUCAAAACCGGCGACCGCGCUUACGACAUUGGGAGGCUAUGGCAGCAGCUUGAUGAGCGAAAGUCGGUAUGACAGUGACGCGCAGUUCAUUUCCACUCCCAGACGUGACCUCGUAGAAUCUCCCGCCCAUCGCGCCCGUCGCCGGAUGGAACUGAGCGACUUGAUCGAACGGAGUCAGGAACAGCAGGACUCCGAAAGUUGGGCCGUUGGCAUGGGUGAUGAUAUCCCAGAACCUCCAGAGUCGGUCUAUGGGAUGCGGUUCAUACAAACCCCACCUAGUACCCUCAGAAGCCACCACGGCCCCUACCAGAAAGUCUGUCAUACUGUUUCCGGUGAAAGAGAUUUCAAGCAUGGUGUGAUCCCGGCAAAGUCCAUGCCAGACCUUGGUUCGGCCAGUCAACGAGGCAAUGGUUCGAGUGCGGGACUUUCUCCUGCCGUCGACUACGUCCGAGAUGGUAAUGUUCAGAAGCAUUUGACGACCAGCCAAAGUAUGGACAUGAGCAGUCACAAACACGGAGUGGUUCUUUCAGACCCAUCAUCGAACCAGGGUCUGGACCUUAUCGUUUCCAAAAGACGGCAGCGGACCGACUCGGGCAUGUGCUUGAUGGACAAUGAAUCAGUUUACCUGGAAGAUAUGGGCAUUUCCCAUCGACUGGCUUCCCAAUCUACGUCGUCCGCGCCCAUGUCUUGCAACCCAUCGAUUGCAGAAUUGAUUCGCAACAACAGAUACGGGGUUUUUAUGAACGCCUCACGAGAGAAUAUGCCAAUCGCACUGAGAUCAACCGCUUCGAUCACCUCUGGACACAGUCUACAGGUCCCGGUCCAUCACCACCCACAAGCAUCGUCAUAUUACUCUCGCCAGCCAAGUUAUCCGUCAACCAAUGCGUCGCCUCAAUCCCAUUCCCUCGCACUUGAUGCAGAGCAACAUCCCGGUAUGGUCCAUGGAAGCAGGUACAAUGUGUCAGCCGAGGAUCUUAACCCACAAAAUGGGGUUGCUCUGGCGAGUCCCAUUGUCAAUAGCAAGUUCCGUGAACACUGCGACAAUGAGGUACCACUGGAUCCCGGCGGGCAUAUUGAGUCCGAAGGUUUACAUGGAGCGGGUGCGCCUCGCAAAGUCAGCGUGGGUUGGAUGUCUGGAGGUCGGCGAGUCGGCUAUGGUUAUAGCCCAGUCACCGAUGAUGAGACUGCACGGUAUCAGCAACACGAAGAAUGCAACCCCAAACUGCAACAAGCACCUGAGCAGAAUGGAGACGCGGCAAUGAGCUGUUCAAAUGUUGAAGAAGGAUAUGUUCUUCAAGGUCAAGUGCAAAGAACCGAUCUGAUGCAUGUAACUGCCCCAAACACACCAGAAUCACAGUCUAAAUCAGCCAUCCACCACGCAAACCGCGCUGGACCUGCCCCAGCGACUCUUCCCAAGGUACGGAGUUUCAAUAAAGCCAGCAAUGAGUCCCUCGAGCCCGCUUACCCUCAAGCCAUCCUGGCAGGCCGUCAUAGCCGUGAACACGAUGGUGGAUCCGGAGUAUUGGAGAAGCGAGGCACAAGAAGUCUUCAUACCGCCGAGACGCUUCCAAUGACGCAAUCCGAACAUUUUCACUCCCCGCAGAGCUCGAAUUGCACCAGUCCACAAUCGGAUACUGCCGUGCACCGCUGCCCUCGUCUCAGCCAAUCGUUGAAUUCCAAUCCACAGAGUUCAAAGAACAAAGGGGGCCGCAGAGCUGGGAUAAGCGACCUCAUCAGCCCGGAGAAAGAGCGAAAAGCUUCCACCCCUGACCACAAUGCAGUGGAUAUUGACCCAGAUUAUCUUGGUAUAGAGCACGACUUUAACGCCGAGGACGUGGCUCGUUUGUUACGCCCAAGCAAUCCUCGAGGUGCAAAUUGGGUCCGCAGGCUGUCCAAGCACAGGGUCAGCAAGCGGCCCUCAAAUCCACACCAGCAGGAGGUAUCGCAGAUGUCGCUAGGUCUACACCAGGGCUACAGCUCUAAUAGCGUCGAGCGAGCAAAUUCUACCAAGAGUAUCGGUACUAAUGCGGAGGAAUUGGCCAGUCUGUAUCAGGGAUGUCUUGACAUGCCUGGAUCCUUUGAGGGGAGUCGAUGGGCUGGUCGUACUAGUCGAAUGUUGUGGGAUCUUGUUACGACGGAUGAUGGAUGAUGGGCGUUCGUUUGGGAUGAAUAGGGUAGGUACACGGAGUGUGAGUCUGCAGGCUCUAUUCAUAUCGAGAGAAAUUAAGCAAUAGGCUCUACGUUAUUGUUAAUCGGCAGGCGAGCAGCCAAAUUGUGAAUUGAAGAUGCAACUCCCCCAGAAUGUCAUUAAUCGUACAUGAGGUAUUUCGAAUCCAGCGCCGAGUUAUAAUACAGAACACAUGUGUGAGAACAAAAAAUUGCAAGACGAGCAACCACUUUAGCGCCGCUGACGCUUCGAGCUCUUGUCACUAACACUGCUCAAAACACUAGCGGACCGCUUGUGAUUCCCGUCGCCUUUAACGGGCGUCUCCGUAACUGCGGUAUCAGCUGCAGUUUCAUCUGCCUUUGCAUGUCCCGGCUCGCCCUCAGCGGGGGUCUCAGUCGCGUUCGCAGCAGUAGACCCCAAAACACCACUCGCACCAUCAUCCGCCUCAGUCUUCACUUCCGGAUGUUCAGGAUCCUUACUCGUCUCGGGGGCAUUCUUACGCUCACGCUCCGCCUUGGCAGCUUCCAAGACCCGGAUUUCACUUUCGACCUUUUCGGAGACCUUGCGGGCGUCCAGGAGUAGAUUGACGGCUUGGAUAAGUUUCUCAAAGUCCCUGCAUACGCGCUCGGUAGGCAUGAAUAGGCGCACGGGGAUCUCGAGCUCGGCCAGGGCGCUGGCCAGUUUUUGGGUUUGUACGUUCGACUUGGCCUGGGUGAGUUUUUGGGCGCGGUCGCUGCGGAAUUGGACGCCUCCCGAGAGACGCUCGUGGUGUUGGACGCCGUAUCGGGCUUCCUCGGCUGGAGUGAGGGUGCGUAUGGCGGGUUGGGUCUGCGGGGCAGCUGGGCCUUUCUUGGUAUCCUUUGACGCUGCGGAUGUGCUGGGUGUUUCGGCGCGGCCGAGGGCGGUGGCUUGUGUGGGUGUUUGGCCGACAGGACUGGGGAUGGCACCUUCGGGGCCGAGGAUGGAGCGGCGCUUCUUGCUCUUGUCGGCUUGCAGGAGGGUUUGGAGGAGUUGGGAGAGGCCUUGGCUGGACUGGUACAUGGCGGUGUUGCCGACGCUGAUGGGGACUUCGAGGCGGGAGUAAAGUUCGCGACGUUCGGUGAUGAAGUUUUGCUCGUUGCUUGUGAUGCGCUUCAGCUCUUCGAGUAGCAUGGCUUCCUCGCGCACCUCGUCUGCGGUGCGGUUGAGUUGUAGAGCGGCGAGCUCCUUGCGGUCUCGCUCACGGUCUGGAUCGUACUUCAACAUUUGUUCGUGUAGAGCGAAUUCGGCCUCGGACAUCUCGGAGGGGGGGUGCUCGAUUGCCAGCAUUGUAGCGGCGAUGUAGUAGAACCGGGAUUUCAUCUGCUCCAUCGUCCGGUAUUGCUUGGCUGGGACGAUCGCGUUGGCGUCGGGCUCCGAGUCCAGAUGUCGUUGGUAGUCGUAACGAUCUGCAAUGAUCACCCAGCGCAGGUCGUAUUCGGUAGCGAGAUUCAUCAAAUAAUCCGUCUCUUCCCGGCUCCAAUCGUCGCUCUUUAGGUGUCGGUUGUACUCUUCGUCGGUGUAUCGCCGGGGUACGCGGGCCUUGAUGUUGUACUUGGCGAAUGCAUAUUCUUGCUCCUUUGGCUUGGUCUCUUCUUUGCCUUCUUCCUUUGCCCCAUCCAGUUCCAUCUGAUUUGGUUCAGGCGCGGGUGGUCGAGUCGACUCGUGUUCUCUUUGCCAGUGGUUCAAAACUAGAUCGUCAGACCUGGCUGUGUUCGUGAAGGGUGUCAUGCAC
Messenger RNA from Penicillium brasilianum, 4767 nucleotides. NCBI's taxonomy places the organism in Eukaryota, Fungi, Ascomycota, Eurotiomycetes, Eurotiales, Aspergillaceae. The record is from the annotation of a GenBank genome assembly.